GGGGUUUUAUUAUGCUGCCCUUAAAGGAAGUUCUCUGAAUCACGCUAGUGUCACUCAGGACCGACCAAACCGGAACAGCGGCGCAUUCCGAGGAGUUUCUGUUUACCUGUCCGUCAGGUGCGGAUCAUCCAGCGGCGCGGCUCACCGCGGGGCGCCAAGCGGCUCCAGGCCGUUUCCUCGGCAGCGAUGUGUGACUGUCUGAUGGCGUGUGUGCGGCGGCUCCUCCCGGAGAAACCGAACCACGGAGACGGGAAUAACAAGGUGGAUGCUGACGGUAAGAGUCAGCCGGUCAGCCCGCCGCCGCCGCCGCCGGACAGGCCGGAGAGGCCGUCGGAAAACGCCAUCUACACCGGGAUCUGGCCGUUCGACGCGCGGCACCGGGACGAGCUGUCCUUCCAGGUGGGGGACCUGCUGGAGGUCAUGUGCCGCAACGGAGACUGGUGGACGGCCAGGAAGAUCGAGAAGAACGGGCGCAUCCUGGGCACCGGGAUAGUUCCGCACAACUACCUGGCCAGAGCGGAGUCCCUGCAGAUGCAGCCAUGGUUUUUCGGGACGAUGAGUCGCUUCGAAGCCCAAAACAUCCUAAUGGAGCCAGCAAACGAGGACGCCUCUUUCCUGGUUCGGAAAAGCGAGAGGGACAGCAUCGGAUACGUUCUUUCAGUGAAAUCCGACAAUGCAGUCCGGCACUUUCGCAUCCUACAUAAAGAAGAGAGUUUUUAUGUGGAGCAGACUCAGAGGUUCAGUUCUCUGGCUGACCUGGUGAACUACUACUGCGAACACAGCCUCAACGACAUCGUCUCUCUGGGGAAUCCGUGCAACAAGAAAAAGCCAAACAUCGAAGAUAUCAACCACUUGCUGGAUGAUUGGGUUCUCCCGAAAAACGAGUUCACCAUCGAGAACCAACUGGGCAACGGCUGUUUUUCACAGGUCUUCCGCGGUCGCUGGAAGAACCACAUCAACGUGGCCAUUAAGGUCUUGAAAAAUGACUCUGUAGACAACGCAGAGUUUCACAGGGAAGUUGAAAUCCUGAAGAGGCUUCACCAUCGUCACCUGAUCUCCCUGUUCGCCAUUUGCAUCGAAUCGUCGCCGUAUUACAUCAUCACCGAGCUGAUGGAGAAAGGCAGCCUGCUGCAGUUCCUCAGAGGGAAAGAAGGACAAAAUCAAGACACUGCAUCUCUGAUUGACAUGGCAUCCCAGGUGGCUGAUGGGAUGUCGUACCUGGAAGAGCAGCAGAGCAUCCACAGAGACCUGGCAGCUCGAAAUGUUCUAGUAGGAGAAGACUACAUCUGCAAGGUGGCCGACUUUGGGCUGGCACGACUCGUCAAGGAGCCAUUUUACAUCUCGGAAGAGAAGAAGAUUCCCUACAAAUGGUCGGCGCCUGAAGCCAUCAGCCACGGGAAGUUCUCCAUCAAGUCAGACGUUUGGUCUUUUGGGGUUUUGCUCUAUGAGAUCAUGACCUAUGGAAGUGUCCCAUACCCAGGCUUCAACAACCGUGAAGUUUACAACAAAGUCAAGAGCGGCUACCGGAUGGAGGCGCCCAACAAAUGCCCCGGCUUCGUCCACAGCAUCAUGCUGAAAUGCUGGCAGGAGCAGCCAGGGGACAGGCCGACCUUCAAAGAUCUCAAGGACAUGCUGGAGAGAAGCUCCUAUGAGCUGGAGUCGCCUCCAGGGGGCAGCAGGGAGCAGUGAUCUGCAUACAAACAUGGCCGCCGCUGUGACAGAGAAGUGAAAUACGGUAGUUUCACAGCCAAAACGGAGACUGGACGGGCCGCUUUUACAGCUUUAAAGACUCUUCACAUCAUCACAGCAAGAACAGAAUCUAAACCAGGGGUGUCCAAAGUACGGCCCGGGGGCCAUUUGUGGCCCUCAGAACAAUUUUGGGCAGCCCUUGAUUAUUAUUCAAGACUACUCUAAAUUUGAAGUUUUUACUGAGGCCAGGUUGUUUAAAAAAGAUACAAUUAAAAUCUUAAAAUGGAUUUUAAUUGUAUCACCCAAGUUUUUGCUUUGAAUUUAAUGUAAUUUAUUAAUAACAGGUACAAAAGCAUCCAGUGGCAUAAACAAAACCAAAGACAUAAAAACAAAUAUAGAAAAAGAAUCUGAAAUAUGGUUUGUUUUAAAUAUGGCAAACAUGCGAGAUCCUUUUUGAAACUGUAAUAAUUGUCAACAGAAAUCUGACAAUCAAAAACAAAAUAGUUUCUUUUAUUUUUUAUUCUGAGCAUUUUAAAAUACUCAACAUGUUGUGACCCUUUGAACAGUUUCAACUUGACUUUUAUGGCCCAAAUAUCAAAAGUUUGGACACCCCUGAUCUAAACUUUGCUCAGAAGGUUACUGAAGGUGCAACUUAUUAAUAAACUUUUACACUACUAGUGGAGAUGUUUAAAAAUGUGCAAUAGGGAUGAAGUGUGUCGUCCAAAAGGGAUUAAUUUCUCUUUGUGUCUUCGUUCCUACAGAGGAAACUAAAUAUUCUGGAGCUCAUGUUCAAGUCUCAUUGACAGGUUUUAGUGAAUAUUACAACUUUCAGAUUGUGAAAUAAAUUUGAAUAUCAAGACAAUCUGAGUUGCAGACAGUUUUAAAGCAACCAGGCUUAAGUCCAAAUUUUCCCAAAACUUCAUUUUGUGCCAGAGUUGAACUCGGUGGUGAAAUCUGGAUGAUUCUCCUGCUGUGUAGCUUCAAGAGUAACUAACAUCUAGAUCCACUUUUUUUAAAGUUAAAAUGUCUAAAUUUGUCAUUUAGGGCUCUAUAUUUAUGUUUCUGUGCAAAUGU
Molecule: messenger RNA, 2763 nt
Organism: Xiphophorus maculatus (southern platyfish)
Lineage: Eukaryota; Metazoa; Chordata; Actinopteri; Cyprinodontiformes; Poeciliidae
Gene: ptk6b
Product: protein tyrosine kinase 6
Exons: 8
Coding region: 187-1689 (500 amino acids)
Biological process (GO): protein phosphorylation; cell surface receptor protein tyrosine kinase signaling pathway; innate immune response
Cellular component (GO): extrinsic component of cytoplasmic side of plasma membrane
Molecular function (GO): ATP binding; non-membrane spanning protein tyrosine kinase activity; signaling receptor binding
Source: RefSeq, a predicted model, not a curated record